AUGCACAAAUUCAGCCUAGCAGAUAGCCCGCUGCUAAAGGUUUCCCGGCCAGUGUCUGCGUGUUCAAGAUGUCGUUCGGCGAAAGUGAAGUGUGAUAACAAACUACCGGCCUGCACUGCUUGCGAGAGGGCCGGUCGCGAGAAGGAGUGUACCGCAGCCAAUGACCAGUUCGCCCGCGGAAAGGAGAGAAGCUAUGUGGCGGCGUUGGAGCUGAGGAUAGAGAAGUUGGAAAGGCGGCUCACCUAUGCUCGUUCAACAAAGGCAUCGGUGACUCUGCAUGGUCCGGAUGAGCCUCCAGCUGCUGACCAGAAUCGCAAAGACUCUCUGGCGUACAUACGGGCCGCCAUCCAUCGGAAAGCGGUGCUAACCCAAGAGAAUGCAGACAUCAACACCCUCGUCUCGGACUUCGGGUACUUAGCUGUCAAUACCACCACGCGCGACUUUGAUCCCUCCGAGUCCAACAUGACCUUUGCACGCUUGGUCCUGGCUGCGUCCACGAACGAGCCGGUUCCGGAGCCCAAAACUACCAGUCUCCCGGCAGAAGCCACUGCCAGAGCGCUCGUUCAGUUCUACGAGAGCAGCAUUCUGCCCCUUUACCCAGCCUUCCCCGGAGCCUCGCUGCAUGCCCUCCUCAGCGACCUCUAUCAAGCACACCCACGGCCAAUUAGGAGCUCGGAGUACUGGCUCUUCUGGAUGGUUCUCGCCAUCAGUUCCGCGGCGCAAAGCCGGAGCUGGCAGGAUGAGCACUACCUGAAUGCCGUUGAGUUCGUAGCUCGCGCGCUGCCGCAUGCGGACAGGGCACUGAAGCCGGGUUACGUGACACAAGUUCAAUCUCUGCUACUCCUCACGCAGUACUCAAUGCUCGAUCCUGCCCACUUCGAUAGCUGGCACCCGAUCGGCUUCACCUGCCGCGCAGUGGUCGACCAGGGCUUACACCAGGAUCCGCCGCACACGCAGCAGAUGGAUCAGGGCGCGCUGAGUGCGCGCCGCAGGACUUUCUACUGCGUAUACUCUCUUGACAGGGCGAUAAGCAUGGUCCACGCCCGUGCUUUCUCCUUCUACGAUGAUGCCGUGUCCGUCGCUCUUCCGCCAUCCGGGCAGCUAGGCAGUCCGCUUCCCAAGGGCCCCAUAGCAAAGCCGCCCCCGGACGCCUCAGUGCCGCUUUUCAGGUUGCGCCGGUUGCAGUCCGAGUGGUAUCAGACCCUUUACCAGGGCGACCCGACCCAGGCCAUGCCAGAUUCCACAUCCUUCAUCUGGGCAAAGUGCUAUGAGAUGUGGGAGUGGUGUGAGAAGCUGCCCGCGGAUAUGCCGCCUGCCAUCCGCGAGAUGCUUGACUUGGAGCUGCGAUACAGUUACGUGUACUGCAUCGCCUCCAGCGCCAGGGGUGCUCAAGUGUCGUCAUACGGGCGGCUGUUGAUCUUUGAGCACACCAUCUCAUACAUCGACCGGGUACACGAUAUUUCGAAGCGAUCAGAGAACGUUGCCAUCUACACCUAUCACGACGCCCUAAGGGUCUUCUUCAUGGGAUCACAGUUUGUCGCCGUCCUGCGUGAUGCCGGCGACGUGCUACUUUCGGGAUCGCCGAUCCCUAUGCCUCCAUCAAUUCCAGGAAAGCCUUUACCCCCUCCGGCACCAAUAAGGCUCGACAGAGGCACUGGCGAUAAUCUGGACCGUAGCCUGCGAUGUGUGGAAAGGGUGAAGAAUACACUGAGGUUGUUCGGCGAUAGGUGGGAGGAUGCUUUCUCCCUCUUGAAGGGAUUUGAAAAUUUAUCUGCCGAUAUGUGGAAAAGCCUCACGAUGAAGCGAGAAAUGAGGAACGUUGCCGCAACCGGCCAGUGGCAGCAGCAGGUGCCGACUGCAUAG
This is a messenger RNA of Parathielavia appendiculata, 1863 nucleotides long. RefSeq lists its product as uncharacterized. The record is from RefSeq and is a predicted model, not a curated record. Bases 1 to 1863 code for a protein of 620 amino acids. Gene Ontology annotation, molecular function: zinc ion binding; sequence-specific DNA binding; DNA-binding transcription factor activity, RNA polymerase II-specific. NCBI's taxonomy places the organism in Eukaryota, Fungi, Ascomycota, Sordariomycetes, Sordariales, Chaetomiaceae. The transcript has 6 exons. Gene Ontology annotation, biological process: DNA-templated transcription; positive regulation of transcription by RNA polymerase II.